ACGAGAGAGAGUGUGAAAGAACAAGAGAGAGUGGGGCGAGGGAGAAGAAAUGAGAGGGAGAGAGAGGGAACGUGAAGAGGAGUGAGCGAGUGUGAAAGGGAAAAAGAGCGUGAGGGAGAGAGAAAAGAUAAUGCAAGCAGGAAGAACACGGAGCCAGCCGGUAUGAGCCAUUAGUCAAAGUUCCGGUCAUUAGGAAUGAUCUCCACGCCAACUCGCACCACGGCCACGGUCAGCCCUCUCACCCCACUAGCCAAUGGGAGUGUGGCUGCUCAGUCUGCUCACUCUGGAUUCGCUGCCGCCCUCCGUCAAUUGGCCAAACAGGCUGAAGAUCCCAGAGGUUCUUCUCCCAGUAGUGAGUCUUCAGUCUCCUCUCCAGCCACCUGUCUCAGUAAUUCAGUCACCACUCCUAAGAGGGGGUUGUCAGGGCCACUCCAGACCUCAAGUGGGGUAGACUGCCUUCCCUCCACCCCUCCUGGAGUCACCAUCGCCUCAACUCACAGCAAGACCAGCAACAUUAUCUGGAUAGGAGAAGGGCACCAGGCUGAGUCAGGUUUUUGUGGAGUGAGGGAGAGUGUUGGGUCUGAGCUCAGCCCUACCCAGGAGAAAGGAGGUUAUCCUGUCCCCUCUCAUCACGUCUUGGCUCACCCCUCUUACCCCUUCAGCCUCAACCCCAGCUCUGUCAUGCAGGACCGGCAACUACAGGGCCUUAGUCUACCUGGUCAGGUACACCCUGCAGUUCCCUCGGGGACGGUCCCAGAGGAGUACCUGAGAGGACUCCGCCCCUUUGCUACCUCAGACGACCUCCGCCUACCCUCGCUGCACCUGGGGCUUGACCCCGUCACCGCUGCCCAUGUUACUGCUGCUGCUGCCUACUACCACCCUGCCUAUCUCCACCACCUACACAGGAUGGAGGAGUCUCUGUGUCUGUCUGCACUGCGCUCUCAGUUCUACUCUGUACCAGCAGGCGGAGCCUUCUCUACCCUCCACCCCUCUGCCCUCCACAUGCACGUGCCUGGGGCACGCUACCCUGGGGAGCUCAGCCACACACACAGCACAAUAGCUGAGAGACUACAGAUGGAGGAAGACCUUCGCCAACGAGAGAAACAGAGGGAGCUUGAGCUGGAACGGGAGAGAGGGAGGGAGCGGGACAGAGAGAGAGAAAGGGAGCGAGAAAGGCAGAGAGAGAGAGAGAGGGAGAGGGAGAUGGUGAAAGCGGUGGGGACUCAGUACCUUGCUGGACUGAAGGCUCUCACGGCUCUGCCGGAGGACAGGGUCAGACCUGGGGAGAGGCUGACACCCAAAAGGCUGGGUAAGCCCACCCUCCCUGCCCUCCCAGUCCCUAAACCUCUACAACCAGACCUCCAGUCCUCCAGGGGGUCAGCCUCUCACCCCAUUCCCACCCUGGUGCCCUCUCAGAUGGGGAACGCACACACUGCCUCAGCCUCUACCGGGGGGCUCCAUGGAACACUGGCCUCUGCAAUGAAGCAGGCCAAUGGGGAGAAGCUCUGGUUGUCAAAGCAACGCCGGCAGGGGCAGGAGAGUGAGGCGUGGUCACCUGGGGAAGGGGUGGAGCCUAGGAGACACAGCUACAGGUCCAAUGCCAGCCAGCGUGACCCAGGCAACAGAGAGUCUCAACCCCACCUAGGAGCCCCACCUCCACUCAUCUCCCCCAAAGCUCACCCUCACCUCCUCCCCCACCCCCCUGUCCCUCCCACCACCCUCUGGAACCCUGCCUCUCUCACAGAGACCUCCCCAGACCCUCGUCGCAGGUUUGACUCCCCUAUUCCUCCCUCCCGCCCUCCUCCUGGUCUGACCAGAGCUGAGUGGCCCCCCAGCUGGGAGCGGGGGGAGGACGGAUGCAGGAGGAUGGGGGAGGGCCCAGAGAGGCUUUCCUUCAUCAGGGGACCCAUUCUGCAGAUUUCUGGCCUCUGGAGCAUGGCUGAGCUUGAAAGAUCCACUCACAGUCUCCACCACCAACACAACCACCACCAUAACCACCUCCACCAGCAGGGCUCACUGCUCCUCUCCUCCCCCAGCCCCAGCUCUGACCUGGGGGUCCAGCGCCCGCCCAGUUCCCCCUCUCCCUCCAGGGACCUCCAGAAGUCUGAGCGGCCAGGCCAGGAGCCUCAAAACCCAGUGGUGUACGAUAAGAUCCUCCAGCAGCAGCACAGGCUGGUCAGCAAGUUGGAUCUGGAGGAGAGCAGGAGGAGAGAGGCCAGGGAGGGAGGGUAUUACUAUGAUCUAGAUGAGUCGUAUGAUGAGAGUGAUGAGGAGGAAGUGAGGACCCACCUCAGAAGGGUUGCAGAGCAGCCCCCCCUAAAACUAGACACAUCCUCAGAGAAGGUGUGUUUUCUGCGCGUGUGUGGCCUGACCACGCUGGCCCAUCGUGACCAGCUGUUUCAUCAGAAGAGGAGGAAGAGGAGGAGGAUGCUGAGAGAGCGCAGCAUCUCCCCUCCUCCUGUACAAGGCAAGAGGAAGACCCCUUUUUCUACUGUGGCACCUGUUCCCCCCCUCAGCACCACUCUCACCCCUGAAGAGAUGAACUGCUUCCCUCAACUGGAGGACAAGAAACACUUCCUCAACAUGCUUAGCCUGUCCCAUGUCACCAGCCAGCAGAGGAGAGAUAAGGAAAAGAUGGAGGGGUUGCUGAAGGCUAUAAAGCUAAAGAGUGUGACAUUGGACACCAUCAGAUACAACCCAUUACCCCUCUGUAGCAGCACUCCUGCUCUCUCAACUGGUGACUACACACCUGACCUCCCAGCCGGCAAGUCAAACGGACUAGACUACCCAGACUCCCCAAGCCCCUUGCCUCCCUACCCCCACCAUCCCGACAACCUUCACACAGACCCACUAAACCCCCAACCCCUCCACCCCGCCCCCCCUCCCCUGGGCCUCCACCCCGACAGGGCAGGACUGUGCGAACGUCACCCAUCUAAGAGGCUCCAGGGUCUCCAGAACGGAGCAGGCCACCUUGGCCAUCCUACCCAACUGAAGGUGGCCCUGGCUGGACAGAAUGGGCAGAACAAGCCCUGGGAAAGAUUCAUCCGGGAGGACUUCGCCCAACACUUCCACCAGUCUGUGUUGCAGUCUACCCACAAGACACUGGGUAGCUCCAUAUGCGUUCCGGAGUCCAGUAUAAAGUCUGAGCCCUCAGCGCCCUACAACAUCCCCCCUCUGAAGAGACCAGACUCCCUCCACACACCUCCACACCCCACCAAUGGGCAUCACCCCUAUCCUUCUCCACCCCACCAUGACCCUGAUGGUGUACGGGUUGAGCGCUCAGAGGAAGAUGAGGAAGAGGAUGAGGAAGAAACCCCUAGGAAGUGGAAGGGCAUAGAGUCUGUCUUUGAGGCGUAUCAGGAGUAUGUGGAUGAGCGGGGUAUGGAGAGACAGGUUCUCCACAGUCAGUGCAGGAGGCUGGAGACUCAGAACUACACUCUCAGCCUGACAGCUGAGCAACUCUCACACAGCAUGGCGGAGCUGCUGAGUCAGAGACAGAGGGUGAAAGAUGAGAGAGAGAGACUGCAGGCUCAGCUAGAGCACUUCAGGAAGUGUCUGACCCUUCCCAACGUGCACUGGGGCAAGGGGCAGCUCAAAGGUCACCUUCCCCGGUGACUCCCUGCUCUGCUUCUGACAGAUUGACAGAGACAGACAGACAGACUGACUGACCUCUGGAGAGAGGAAACUGGAUUGGUUCCCAGUCAGAGGCAGAGAUGGAAGAGAACUCUGGACUGGGAAGGAAGAAAGGAUGGUAGAAAGGGAGGAGUGCCACACUCCUAGACUCUGUAGUGUGGUCAGACUCACCAUUGUUGAAAGACUAGAAGUCUAAAAGCUGGAGGUCGUAGCUACAGUGGGGAGAACAAGUAUUUGAUACACUGUCGAUUUUGCAGGUUUUCCUACUUACAAAGCAUGUAGAGCCAAAAUCCCUGCUGCAGUGUGUGAAAACCUGGUCAAGAACUACAGGAAACGUAUGAUUUCUGUAAUUGCAAACAAAGGUUUCUGUACCAAAUAUUAAGUUCUGCUUUUCUGAUGUGUCAAAUACUUAUUUCAUGCAAUAAAAUGCUAAUUAAUUACUUAAAAAUCAUACAAUGUGAUUUUGCAGAUUUUUGUUUUAGAUUCUGUCGCUCACAGUAGAAGCGUACCUAUGAUAAAAAUUACAGACCUCUACAUGCUUUGUAAGUAGGAAAACCUGAAAAAUCGGCAGUGUAUCAAAUACUUGUUCUCCCCACUAUACAUAAGAGUAUGGCAUAAUAUUGGCACCCACUUUAACCAAUUCUAGAAUUUGGGACAAUAAAAUGACGAGUAUAUCCUCCUUUUUUCCCUCCUUGAUUUUGAAGGGUUUGGAAGCAACCAAUAGCAAGCUCAAAAGGGAAUGCACAACCAAUAGCAAGCCAACCAACCACUGAACUGGAAGGACAAAUCAGCCAAGAUGCACUUAAAGACCUAGAAGAGCUACUAGGGAUCAUACUAGUGACAUUGCUGUUAGAACUAUCUAGAACAGUAAACACUGUGCUAUAGAGAUAUUACUAUUCAGUUUUUUCCCCACUUGGGUUCAUGGACUUACAAAAUCAUAGUUGUAGAAUAUUUAAGACAGUGUUUCUAUAGGAAAAUAACUGGAGGUUGUGAAAAUGUUUAUAUAUACAUAUAUAUAUAUAUAUACACACACUACCGGUAAAAGUUUUCAGAACGCCUACUCAUUCAAGGUUUUUGUCUUUCUUUUUUACUAUUUUCUACAUUGUAGAAUAAUAGUGAAGACAUCAAAACUAUGAAAUAACACAUAUGGAAUCAUGUAGUAACCAAAAAAGUGUUAAACAAAUCAUUCUUUAAAUAGCCAUCCUUUGCCUUGAUGACAGCUUUGCACACUCUUGGCAUUCUGACAACCAGCUUCACCUGGAAUGCUUUUCCAACAGUCUUGAAGGAGUUCCCACAUAUGCUGAGCACUUGUUGGCUGCUUUUUCUUCACUCUGCGGUCCGUCUCAUCCCAGACCAUCUCCAUUUGGUUGAGGUCAGGGGAUUGUGGAGGCCAGGUCAUCUGAUGCAGCACUCUCCUUGAUAAAAUAGCAUUAACACAGCCUGGUGUUUUGGGUCAUUGUCCUGUUGAAAAACAAAUGAUAGUCCCACUAAGCCCAAACCAGAUGGGAUGGCCUAUCGCUGCAGAAUGCUGUGGUAGCCAUGCUUGUUAAUUGUGCAUUGAAUUCUAAAUAAAUCACAGACAGUGUCACCAGCAAAGCACCCCCACACCAUACCACCUUCUCCUCCGUGCAUUAAAGUGAGAAAUACACAUGCUGAGAUCAUUCGUUCACCCACACUGCAUCUCACAAAGACACAGCGGUUGGAACCAAAAAUCUCCAAUUUGGACUCAUCAGACCAAAGGACAGAUUUCCACUGGUCUAAUCUCCAUUCUUGGCCCAAUCAAGUCUUUUCUUCUUAUUGGUGUCCUUUAGUAAUGGUUUCUUUGCUACAAUUCAACCAUGAAGGCCUGAUUCACACAGUCUCCUCUGAACAGUUGAUGAUGAGAUGUGUCUGUUACUUGAACUCUGUGAAGCAUUUAUUUGGGCUGCAAUUUCUGAGGCUGGUAACUCUGCAGCAGAGAUAACUCUGGGUCUUCCAUUCCUGUGGCGGUCCUCAUGAGAGCCAGUUUCAUCAUAGCGCUUGAUGGUUUUUGGGACUGACUUGAAGAAACUUUCAAAGUUAUUGAAAUGUUCCGUAUUGACUGACCUUCAAUGUCUUAAAGUAAUGAUGGACUGUCGAUUCUCUUUGCUUAUUUGAACUGUUCUUACCAUAAUAUGUACUUCGUCUUUUACCCUCAAAACACCAGUCUCAACGUCAACAGUGAAGAGGCGACUCCGGGAUGCUGGCCUUCUAGGCAGAGUUCCUCUGUCCAGUGUUUUUUCUUUGCAAUUCUGCCUAGAAGGCCAGCAUGCCGGAGUCUGCUCUUCACUGUUAACACGGACUGGUGUUUUGCGGGUCCUAUUUAAUGAAGCUGCCAGUUGAGGACUUGUGAGGCGUCUGUUUCUCAAACUAGACACUCUAAUGUACUUGUCCUCAUUCUCAGUUGUGCACCGGGGCCUCCCACUCAUCUUUCUAUUCUGGUUAGAGCCAGUUUGCGCUGUUCUGUGAAGGGAGUAUUACACAGCGUCUUCAGUUUAUUGGCAAUUUCUCGCAUUGAAUAGCCUUCAUUUCUCAGAACAAUAAUAGACUGACGGGUUUUAGAAGAAAGUUCUUUGUUUCUGGCCAUUUUGAGCCUGUAAUCGAACCCACAAAUGCUGAUGUUCCAGAUACUCAAAUAGUCUAAAGAAGGCCAGUUUUAUUGCUUCUUUAAUCAGAAAAACAGUUUUCAGCUGUGCUAACAUAAUUACAAAAGGGUUUUCUAAUGAUCAAUUAUCCUUUUAAAAUGAUAAACUUGGAUUAGCUAGCACAACGUGCCAUUGGAACACAGAAGUGGUGUUUGCUGAUAAUGGGCCUCUGUACGCCUAUGUAGAUAUUCCAUUAUAAUCAGCCGUUUCCAGCUACAAUAGUCAUUUACAACAUUAACAAUGUCUACUCUGUAUUUCUGAUAAAUAUUUUGUUAUUUUAAAGGACAAAAAAUGUGCUUUUCAUUCCAAAACAAGGACAUUUCUAAGUGACCCCAAACUUUUGAACGGUAGUGUGUGUAUAUAUAUAUAUAAGGUUAUAUACUGUUACAUUUUUUAUAGGAAUUAAGUCUAAAUAAUGUUUUUAAUAGUUUUGCCAUUGAUAAUAUCAAUACUUAUUAAGCCAGAAUGGUGUGUUUUUUAAAUAAUUUUAAUUAUAGUUAUUUAAAAGCCUGCUUUAGAAUACAAAUUAGGGGUUAAACAAGACGCUUGGGAUAUUUGUACUGCUGCUGGUCAGUAUUUAAAGCACAGGAGGUUGGUGGCACCUUUUUGGGGAGAACAGGCUCGUGGUAAUGACUGGAGCGUAAUCAGUGGAAUGGUAUCAAAUACAUCAAACACAAAGUUUCCAGGUGUUUGAUGCCAUUCCGUUUGCGCCGUUCUGGACAGUAUUAUGAGCCGUUCUUCCCUCAGCAGCCUCCACUUAUUUAAAGAUAAAUAAACAUGUUAUAAGACCUGUAUGUGGAGUGUCCCAAACUUUAUGAAAACAUUUUGGAAAGGUGACGAAGAAAUACACUGCAGGUGAGGGACAGGAAGUGUAAUAUUUUGAUCAUGAUAGCUAUUUUCUAUUAUUCUAUUUUCUAUAAUUUCUCAGUCUCAGCCACAAACCCCUCAGCCUCAGUCUCAGCCACAAACCCCUCAUAACCUGUCUGUCAUUGAGAUAUCUUCUGCCACAGGACAGAAGUGCUAAAGUCACACAGAAAAUUGUAAACAGAUUCUACCCAAUAUGCCACAGGUUUUUCCACACCCUAGUAAGGGCUCUACAGUGCUGCCAUUUUGGGACAUAUUUUCCUAAAUAUUUUGCUAUGCUACCUGGAAUGUUAAUUUGGGAGCAUCAGUGCCCCUAGAAAAAAAAAUUGACCAAAUAAUAAUUGUUGUAAUUAUAUCUUUGCCGUCCCAUAGCCUCAGUAGUAUGCAAACAUGGAGAUGAGCUUCAGGGGAUGAGCUUCAAAAUAAGCUAGGAUAUUUUUCUGGUGCUUCUAAUCCCUGCAUUUUGUAAUUGCUGGCAAUUCUUAUCAUUAAAGGGGCACUCUGCAAUCACAACAUACAUUUUGACUUAUAAAGAAUGAUAUACUUUAAAUCCUUUGAUGAUUGAAGAGUUUAACUUAUAAGCGCCCCAGAGCUUAGUUCCACUGUUGUACCCCAUCAGAAGCCAAAAUAUAGGGCUCUAUUCAACAUGUAUUGCUAAUGCAUUACAGGCUGCGUGAUAGAAAGGUGAAGGUCAUUUCAGAUUGAGCCGACAUAUGCAGCGUUUACCGUGAAAGCUGGCUCCACUGUAAUGCUGAAUUUCCGUGAUAUGGAUUGAAUAUAGCCCAUGAGCAUGUUUUUACAAUAUUUGUCAACAAAAUGAAUGUAAACAAACACUGUAUAACCUCCAAACAUUGUUCAAACUAUAAUCAUGGAUGAACAGUUCCUUGCAUCUAUAUGUGGCUCUGUCAAUGACUUUGAGUGUGGUUACAUUUCUCCAGGCCCUUAACCUUUUACCGAAACAGUGGCGAGGAAAAUUGCAGAUUGCAGAUUUAAUACCUCUAAUAUUUGGCAUUCUGCUCCUAAAUUGUUCAACUUAGGAGCAGAUGUGUCACGUAGAGCCCUGCUGUAAUAACAGGUCAUCUCUCUACAUCCUAUUGACUCUAGAGGAACUCAGCCCUGUCCAUUGCAGAUACCCAGUCUAAGGCCAAAGUCUGCCUCACUCUACCUCACGCCUACCCUACCUACAUAACCUCUACCCCCCCACAAACAUAUGCUGUUAAAUCAUGUUUCUAUAUGCUCUAGUUUUUAUAUUUAGCUUACAGUAGGCGUAUCAUGUAAUAUACAGUGCCUUCAGAAAGUAUUCAUACCCCUUGACUUAUUCCACAUUUUGUUGUUACAGUCUGAAUUCAAAAUGGAUGAAAUUUAUUUGUUUUCUCACACAAUACACCAUGAUGACGAAGUGAAAACGUUGUAAAAAUGUUAGCAAUGUUAUUGAAAGUGAAGUACAUAAUGAUCUCAUUUCCAUAAUUACUCACACCCUUGAGUCAAUACAUGUUAGAAUCACCAUUGACAGCGAUUACAGCUGUGAGUCUUUCUGGGUAAGUCUAUAAGAGCUUUGAACACCUGGAUUGUACAAUACUUGCACAUUAUUAUUUAAAAAAUUCUUCAAGCUCUGUCAUGUCUUGCCAUACUGUAACUAGAUCACUCAGGAACAUUCAAUGUCGUCUUGGUAAGCAUCUCCAGUGUAGAUGUGGCCUUGUGUUUUAAGUUAUUGUCCUGCUGAAAGGUGAAUUCAUCUCCAAUGUCUGGUGGAAAGCAGACUGAACCAGGUUUUCCUCUAGGAUUUUGCCUGUGCUUAUCUCCAUUCCAUUUCUUUUUUAUCCUGAAAAACUCCCCAAUCCUUAACAAUUACAAGUACACCCAUUACAUGAUGCAGCCAUCACUAUGCUUGGAAAUAUUGAGAGACGUACUCAGUAAUGUGUUGUAUUGGAUUUGCCCUAAACAUAACACUUUGUAUUCAGGACAAAAAGUUAAUUGCUUUGCCAUCUUUUUUUCUGGAUUAAUUUAGUGCCUUUUUGCAAACAGGAUGCAUGUUUCUGAAUAUUUUUUAUUCUGUACAGGUUUCCAUCUUUUUACUCUGUCAAUUAGGUUAAUAUUGUGGAGUAACUACAAUGUUUUUGAUCCAUCUUCAGUUUCCUCCUAUCACAGCCACUCUAACUGUUUUAAUGUCACCAUUGGCCUCAUGGUGAAAUCCCUGAGCAGUUUCCUUUCUCUCCGGCAACUGAGUUAGGAAGGACGCCUGUAUCUUUGUAGUGGCUGGGUGUAUUGAUACACCAUUCAAAGUAUAUUUAAUAACUUCACCAUGCUCAAAUGGAUAUUCAAUGUCUGUUUAAAAAAUAUAUAUCUACCACUAGCUGCCAUUCUUUGCGAGGCAUUGGAAAACCCCACUGGUCUUUGUGGUUGAAUCUAUAUUUGAAAUCCACUGCUCGACUGAGGGACCUUACAGUUAAUUGUAUGUGUGGAUUACAUAGAUGAGGUAGUCAUUCAAAAAUCAUGUUAAAUACUAUUAUUGCACAUACAUAGAGUGAGUCCAUGCAUAUUAUGUGACUUGUUGAGCAAAUGUGUACUCCUGAACUCAUUUAGGCUUGCCACAAUAAAGGGGUUGAAUUCUU
Molecule: messenger RNA, 9772 nt
Organism: Oncorhynchus keta (chum salmon)
Lineage: Eukaryota; Metazoa; Chordata; Actinopteri; Salmoniformes; Salmonidae
Product: genetic suppressor element 1-like
Source: RefSeq, a predicted model, not a curated record